This is a messenger RNA of Oxyura jamaicensis (ruddy duck), 2640 nucleotides long. RefSeq names its product UDP-GlcNAc:betaGal beta-1,3-N-acetylglucosaminyltransferase 2 (gene B3GNT2). The record is from RefSeq and is a predicted model, not a curated record. The transcript has 2 exons. The coding region runs from base 197 to 1390 and encodes 397 amino acids. Gene Ontology annotation, molecular function: hexosyltransferase activity. NCBI's taxonomy places the organism in Eukaryota, Metazoa, Chordata, Aves, Anseriformes, Anatidae. Gene Ontology annotation, cellular component: membrane.
CUCGGUUGCUGUUUUGUUGAGGUGACAAACCCAGGGGCUGGCUGGUGGGACCAGCCACCUCGUCACCUCAGUGACCCAGCCUAACGCCUGUUGAAACCACCGGAGGAGCUGAAUUAGCACGGAAUUAUUGCCGGGUGCACAGAAGGAACGAAACAGAGCAUCAGCUUUUCCAGUUCAGCUUUUCCAGAUAUGAGAAAUGAGUGUUGGACGCAGAAGAUUAAAGCUGCUGGGAAUUCUGAUGAUGGUAAACAUUUUUAUCUAUGUGAUUGUGGAAGUCUCCAAAAGCGGCAGCCAAGAGAAGAAUGCAAAAGGCCGUGUUAUUAUACCACGCAGCAAAUUCUGGAGGAAGUACACUCCUCACAAAGCUUAUUGGAACAAGCAGCAACAGAAGCUCGAACUGCUGUACAACCCGAUUCUGACUUUGCUUUCCAAUAUGACUGUGGAAGAGAACUUAAUUUCUAAUGCAAGUGUUCUCAGUUCCUGUGACCCUGACCCGUGGGUGACUUCAGAGGUUAGUGACUUUGCGAACUUGCCAGACAGAUUCAAAGACUUCCUGCUCUAUUUGAGAUGUAGAAAUUACUCGUUACUAAUGGAUCAGCCAAACAAGUGCAAACAUAAACCUUUCCUGCUGCUGGCUAUUAAGUCACUUAUACCACACUUUGAUAGAAGGCAAGCAAUUAGGGAAUCCUGGGGCAAGGAAAUAGAAUCAGGAGAUAUAACAGUCAAAAGGGUCUUCCUCCUUGGGCAGACCCCACCAGAGGAUAAUUUUCCAGACCUUUCAGACAUGAUAAAAUUUGAGAGUGAAACCCACCAAGACAUUCUGCUCUGGAACUACAGAGACACUUUCUUCAACUUAACUCUGAAAGAGGUGCUGUUUCUCAAGUGGGUCAGCAGCAGUUGCGCAGAUGUCCAGUUUAUUUUUAAGGGCGAUGACGAUGUUUUUGUGAACACCCAUCAGAUCCUGGAUUACUUGAAGAGCUUAUCAAAGGACAAAGCCAAAGACUUAUUCAUAGGUGAUGUGAUCAAAGAUGCUGGACCUCACAGGGAAAAGAAACUGAAGUACUACAUCCCAGAAAGCGUUUAUGAAGGUUCGUAUCCUCCGUAUGCAGGAGGCGGUGGGUUUCUGUACUCUGGUGAUCUGGCAUUAAGACUGAAUAAUGCGUCCGACCAGGUACUCCUGUAUCCUAUUGAUGACGUUUAUACUGGAAUGUGCCUUCAGAAGCUUGGGCUGGCUCCAGAAAAACACAAAGGUUUCAAAACAUUCGACAUUGAAGAGAAAUACAGAAAUAACAUAUGUUCCUACACAAACUUAAUGUUAGUGCAUAGUAGAAAACCUCAAGAAAUGAUUAAGAUUUGGACACGCUUGCAAGAUCCACACUUAAAUUGCUAAAGUAAUGUGCGUAAGUGUCUUGAAUACAAAUAAUUUUCAAAGUUCAGCUUGGUGAACCAUUGAAGCUCUGUUUAAUAGUUCUUUUCAAAUUUUCUCUGGAAAUUACUUCCUGUACAUUUGAAAGUGACAAUAAUACUAAAAUUGGAGGGGAUGGCACCAAGACUUGGUCCUGAUUUUCCACUGUCCUGGUGGUCAUUAUGUCUCAGUAUCUAUCUAAAUUUUAAAAAGGACUUGAAGGAUGUGGCUUGCUGUCAGUGAUUGGUUACCUGUAUUGGAAGCAGUGAUUGCAUCGUAUGGAGCAUCUUUCAUUAAUUGUGAUGGUGGAAGACAACUUUUUUUUCCUGGGUAGUGUUUGUGAGGGGCUGUGUGGAAACCACUGUAAAUUAACAACUCGCAAAUUGGGGGAAUGUAGUUUUGCUUUAAGUAUGAAACACAAGACUUAUUUUUUUUAACUUACAGUUUUCAGUCUUUAUGCACCCCAAGCAGUAUUUCCUCCUUUUGUGCAAAGUGUGCCUGUGUCUGAAGGAUUUACCCUUUUAUUAGAUGAGGUGUUUUAUUGAUGUUUUGUAUUUUUUUUAACGUGAAAAGAGCGUAAUGUGGUUUCAAACACCCCAUAAAAGAGCUGAACAUAUAAGGGAAAGGCAGAACUGAUUUUGUUUGGGGCUGGGCAGUAGGCACAAUUCUGCUGUUGCCUACCCUGAGCUUUACACGUAAGGUAAAGCUGACUUGUAACUCACGGUAUUUAUGUGAAAAGCUACGCUGGUCAGUCCUUGUUUUCUGUUUUGGCACUAAAAGUGAUCAGGUAGCUGAUUUGAUAAAAAUAACUGAAAUUGCACAUUGCUUGUGAGAGCACGGUUUGGAUCUCCUGUAAAGCAGUAGCGAGUCUAGGAUUGUGCGGUUCCUGAGAGGUUUGGAUUUUGAAACCAACUUUGAAGUUGCAUGAUGUCUCAUCUAGAGUUAAACAUGUUCUCAAAGCUCAGAUUUUCUUCUGUAUUUCCACAUCUUGCUUAUAAGAGCUAUUCUAAAUAGUGAUUGCUUCCUUUGUAUAUGUAGAAGUGCCUGUCUAUUUAUUGUUCAGAUGGAAGACCAAAACAUUUUCUUAAAUAUAUUUUGUGUAACAUUUUAUUUGUAUAGUGUUGUCACUCAGAUAUUUAAAUAGAGCAUGAUAUUUUAAACCUGUGAGAUGUGUAACAUGUUAAAUAAAGCUAAUUGUUAUUUUUGAAUUUGAAAAAUAAAAUGUGAUUUAAAUA